Messenger RNA from Hevea brasiliensis (rubber tree), 2142 nucleotides. Its product is annotated as protein EDS1. Lineage: Eukaryota; Viridiplantae; Streptophyta; Magnoliopsida; Malpighiales; Euphorbiaceae. The record is from RefSeq and is a predicted model, not a curated record. The coding region runs from base 234 to 2021 and encodes 595 amino acids. Gene Ontology annotation, biological process: lipid metabolic process; defense response. The transcript is spliced from 3 exons.
UUCAAGAAUUUCACCAUUUAUUGAUGGUGGGGCAAGAAGCCUUUUUCUUAAGCUUGAAAGCUUCCAAGUUCCGAGAACUUACGAUCCACUUGACUAAAGUCGGUCAAUGGCAGAGACACACAUCAUUUUUACCCAUCUCCUUCAAGCUUCAUCUCAAAGAAGACGAAGGGGAAGGAGGAGGAAGCCAAACUUUUAGCAUCUGAAGCUACAGAUUCUAAUAAGAAUCAGAAGAGAUGGCUGUUUUUAGGCCUGGGGAGAGCAUAGGGUUCAGAGAACAGGUAGUCAUGAAAUUAUGCUCAAUAGACAUGAAGACUCACCAGUCUGCAGGAAAGUUAUAUGUUUGUGAAAAGAUUCGAAACUCAUCUGAACUUGUUUUUAGCUUCCCUGGAUCUUGGUCUGUAAGUGAUUGGUUUAUACGAAGUCCCUUUGGAGAAGUGAAGGUGGAUCUUGAGCUGUUCCCUAGUCUCAAACAUAUAGGUCUCAAUGAAAUUGCUACUGUUAAUGAAGCCUUUUUGAAUAGAUUCAGGGCAAUUUUGGCUAAUACACAAUUCAAGAAGGAGGUGAGAACAGCUGUGACAGAUGGGAAGCCAGUUGUGUUUACAGGGCACUCUCUUGGGGGGCCUAUUGCUAUACUUGCAACUAUCUGGUUCUUGGAAGUGUACAUAAGACCAGACCCCAACAAAGUGGCACCGCUUUGCGUGACUUUUGGGUCUCCUCUUGUUGGAGAUCGCAUUGUGAGCCAUGCGCUUAGGCGUGAAAACUGGUCGCGCUACUUCAUAAAUUUUGUCCUAAGAUAUGACAUUGUCCCAAGGGUAUCACUCACGCCUCUCUCAUUUGUUGAGCAGCAACUGCAGAGAAUUCUAAAUUUCUUCAACCCAAGAUCCCCAUUUUACAUGCAAGAAAAUGUGGGUGAAGCCUCAGGCUUCUAUGUAACUGUGAUGAGGAAUGCAUUAUCUGUUGUGAGCCAUGCUGCCUGUAAGAUCAUGGGAAGUACAAAUCUUUUGUUGGAUACUCUAUCGAACUUUGUUGAGCUAAGUCCUUAUACACCCUUAGGUACCUAUGUCUUCUGCACAGGAAAUGGGAAACUUGUGGCCAUAAAGAAUCCAGAUGCUGUUUUGCAGCUACUGUUCUAUACCUCUCAGUCGAACUCUGAAGCAGUUGCCCUCAAUAGCCUAAAAGAUCAUUUGAACUACAAACAUGAACUGCAAGAAUGCUUAAAAAAGCAAAGUGUAACCUGUUUAGAUGAUAAUCAUCUGGAAGCACUUCCAUUGUCGAAUGAUGUAACGGUGGAGAUUAACAUGGUCUUGAAUGACCUAGGCCUGAGCACUAGAGCAAGAUUGUGUCUCCGUGCUGCUGGAGAGUUGGAGAAGCAGAAAAAGAGUAACCAGAAAGCAAUUGACAUAAAAAUGGAAGAUAUUGAGAGAGGCCUAGGAAAACUACAAGGAUACAAAAAGAGAUGUCAACAUAAAGUGGGCUACUAUGAUGCCUUCAAGCUUUCAAAAGACAAAGAAGACUUCGAUGCUAAUGUGAAGAGGCUUGAGUUGGCAGGUAUAUGGGAUGAAAUAAUCGAAAUGCUGAAAAGAAAUGAACUCCCUGACGAAUUCGAGGGUCGGAAGGCAUGGAUUGAAAUAGGAACCAGGUACCGGCGCCUUGUUGAGCCCCUGGAUAUUGCUAAUUACUAUCGACACCUGAAGAAUGAAGAUACAGGGCCUUAUAUGGUAAGGGGCAGACCUAAGCGGUAUAAAUGCACCCAAAGAUGGCGAGAGCAUGCUGAGAGGAUGUCAAAUGAAUCCUUGGAAUCCUGUUUUUGGGCUGAGGUAGAGGAGCUCUGCAUUAAAUCUGGAAACCCAAGCAUCAGAGAGACAAUUUUGCAGUUGAAGAAAAGAGUUGAACAGCAGAUUCGAAAUGGGGAUCUAGAUGAUGAUGUGUUCUUGAAGGGUUCCACCUUUGACAAAUUGUUGAAAGAGCACUCAUUAACAAACUUGGAUCAAAAUGAUAUAUUUCGGGGAUCAUGGAGUUGAUCAUCAAGGAGACUUUGCAUGUGUAAUAAAAAAUAUUGUUAUCAUGUGCAAGCCUUGUGAUGGGUGUUCAAAUUGCCCAAUGUUGCUCCGUAACACAACUAAUAGCUUACAAUUUUGUUCA